This is a messenger RNA of Closterium sp. Naga37s-1, 1317 nucleotides long. Lineage: Eukaryota; Viridiplantae; Streptophyta; Zygnematophyceae; Desmidiales; Closteriaceae. The record is from the annotation of a GenBank genome assembly.
AUGCGCUGCAGUGAUAUCACGUCUCUGCCCCUGACUCUUCCCCGCCUGCCUGCGCUCACCGAACUCAACCUGGACAUGGGAGAAAUCUCAGUGCUGCUCGAAGAAUUGGGGCAGUUGUCAGUGCUUCGGUCACUCGUGCUGGAUAUGAGGAACCUCACAGCCUUACUCGAAUCCAUCGCCCUGAUUACCACUCUUCAAGAGCUUUCGCUUCAUCAUCUUCGGAAUCUGACAUAUCUGCCUCAGGAGUUCGGGCAGCUGGUUUCUUUGGAGAAGCUUUUCAUGAAUGACCUUCAGCUGCUUUCACAUCUGCCCGAGUCAUUUGGGCAGUUGAAAGCUCUCCCGGAGCUGAAAUUUCUGGAGUGUAAUCAGCUGCAGCAGCUCCCAAACUCCUUCUCCCAACUGUCUUCUCUCGAGCACCUGGAAUUCAACAUUUGCCCGCUCCUCACGGGGCUGCCAGUCGACAUGGGAAACGGCAUGCACUCCUUGCGCCGUGUGCUGCUACUAGACUGCCCAGCUAUCACCCGCCUCCCUCCGUCCUUCUCCAGCCUCACGUCUCUCGAAACCCUUAAGAUUUUAAACGUGAAACACUUCAGAGGCCCGCUGCUGGACGGCUUUGGGUGCUUGAAGAGCCUCAAGGAGCAGUCGCUCGACUCCCUGCCAUGCCUGUCCGCCCUUCCCGCUUCCUUCUACGACGCCCAUUCCCUCACCCCCCUGGAAGUCGGCAAUUGCCCUAAUGUGACGGUCCUGCCAGAGGAAAUAGGACGGCUGAGGGCGCUCGAGGAGGUCAGGAUCUUUGCGAUGGACGCUCUGAGAUGCCUCCCUCCGUCGCUUCUUGAGCUGCCUUGUCUGCGAUCGCUGGAUGUGCGGGCGUGCGGUGCGCUGCGUGCAGUGCUGGGGGAUGAGAAGCUGCACAGACUGCGCCAGCUGCCCGAGUCUCUCGGGCAGUUGAAGAAGCUCGAGACACUGGAUAUUAUUGAAUGCUUCGAGCUGACGCAGCUUCCAGAGUCAUUCGUGAAUCUUUGCAAGCUACAAUCCUGCUCUCUUGUCAAGGUUGGGAUUUCAACCAUUCCCGAUGACAUCUGGAAGCUUUCUUCCCUCAAGAAGUUGCUGAUCCUGGGACUGACGCGGGUGCGAAGCUUGCCAGAUUCGUUCACUCAGCUGCCUAAGCUUGAGGACCUGGAGGUGCGCGAAUGCAAGAAGCUGGCUCGACUGCCGCCGUCUCCAGAAAAUGCCGACGAUACUGACUUUGAUGACUACAGGGGAGGCUGGGGGGACACUAGUGAUGAUGAGGAUGAGUACCUACCGGUAGUAGGGUGA